Messenger RNA from Neomonachus schauinslandi (Hawaiian monk seal), 3745 nucleotides. It is a transcript of the gene PLCB1, whose product is annotated as phospholipase C beta 1. Bases 74 to 3724 code for a protein of 1216 amino acids. Gene Ontology annotation, molecular function: calmodulin binding; calcium ion binding; phosphatidylinositol-4,5-bisphosphate phospholipase C activity. The record is from RefSeq and is a predicted model, not a curated record. The transcript has 32 exons. Gene Ontology annotation, biological process: memory; lipid catabolic process; phosphatidylinositol-mediated signaling. NCBI's taxonomy places the organism in Eukaryota, Metazoa, Chordata, Mammalia, Carnivora, Phocidae. Gene Ontology annotation, cellular component: nuclear speck; cytoplasm.
AGAAAGGAGCCCGCGCCCCGCGCCCCGUCCCUGCCGCGCUCGCCCGGGCCGCCCGGAGCCCCGAUGAGCCCAGAUGGCCGGGGCUCAGCCCGGAGUGCACGCUUUGCAACUCAAGCCCGUGUGCGUGUCCGACAGCCUGAAGAAGGGCACCAAAUUCGUCAAGUGGGAUGAUGACUCUGCUAUUGUCACUCCAAUUAUUUUGAGGACUGACCCUCAGGGAUUUUUCUUUUACUGGACUGAUCAAAAUAAGGAGACGGAGCUGUUAGAUCUCAGCCUUGUCAAGGAUGCCAGAUGUGGGAAGCAUGCCAAAGCUCCCAAGGACCCCAAAUUACGUGAACUUUUGGAUGUGGGGAACAUCGGGCGCCUGGAGCAUCGCAUGAUAACAGUGGUAUAUGGGCCUGACUUGGUUAACAUCUCCCAUUUGAAUCUCGUGGCUUUCCAAGAAGAAGUGGCCAAGGAAUGGACAAAUGAGGUUUUCAGUUUGGCAACAAACCUGCUGGCCCAAAACAUGUCAAGAGACGCAUUUCUGGAAAAAGCCUAUACUAAGCUUAAGCUGCAAGUCACUCCAGAAGGGCGCAUUCCUCUCAAAAACAUAUACCGCUUGUUCUCAGCAGACCGGAAGCGAGUCGAAACUGCUUUAGAGGCUUGUAGUCUUCCAUCUUCAAGGAACGAUUCAAUACCUCAAGAAGAUUUCACUCCAGAAGUGUACAGAGUUUUCCUGAACAACCUUUGCCCUCGACCUGAAAUUGAUAACAUCUUUUCCGAAUUUGGUGCCAAAAGCAAACCAUACCUUACCGUCGAUCAGAUGAUGGACUUUAUCAACCUUAAGCAGCGAGAUCCCCGGCUAAAUGAAAUCCUUUACCCACCUUUAAAACAAGAACAAGUCCAAGUAUUGAUUGAGAAGUAUGAACCCAACAGUAGCCUCGCCAAAAAAGGACAGAUAUCAGUGGAUGGCUUUAUGCGCUAUCUGAGUGGAGAAGAAAAUGGAGUUGUUUCGCCUGAGAAACUGGAUUUGAAUGAAGAUAUGUCUCAGCCCCUUUCUCACUAUUUCAUCAAUUCCUCACACAACACCUACCUCACAGCUGGCCAGUUGGCUGGAAACUCCUCUGUCGAGAUGUAUCGCCAAGUGCUCCUGUCUGGUUGUCGCUGUGUGGAGUUGGACUGCUGGAAGGGACGGACUGCUGAAGAGGAACCAGUCAUCACCCAUGGGUUCACCAUGACAACUGAAAUAUCCUUCAAGGAAGUGAUAGAAGCAAUUGCUGAGUGUGCAUUUAAGACGUCACCUUUUCCAAUUCUGCUUUCAUUUGAGAACCACGUAGAUUCCCCAAAGCAGCAAGCCAAGAUGGCGGAGUAUUGCCGACUGAUCUUUGGAGACGCUCUUCUCAUGGAACCACUGGAAAAAUACCCACUGGAAUCUGGAGUUCCUCUUCCAAGCCCUAUGGACUUAAUGUACAAAAUUUUGGUGAAAAAUAAGAAGAAAUCGCACAAGUCGUCAGAAGGAAGUGGCAAAAAGAAGCUCUCAGAACAAGCUUCCAACACGUACAGCGACUCCUCCAGCGUGUUCGAGUCCUCAUCUCCAGGAGCUGGGGAAGCUGAUACCGAGAGUGACGACGACGAUGAUGAUGAUGACUGUAAAAAAUCUUCAAUGGAUGAGGGGACUGCAGGGAGCGAGGCCAUGGCCACCGAAGAGAUGUCUAACCUGGUGAACUAUAUUCAGCCAGUCAAGUUUGAGUCAUUUGAAACUUCAAAAAAAAGAAACAGAAGUUUUGAAAUGUCUUCCUUCGUGGAAACCAAAGGCCUCGAGCAACUGACGAAGUCUCCAGUGGAAUUUGUAGAAUAUAACAAAAUGCAGCUUAGCAGGAUAUAUCCAAAAGGAACCCGUGUGGAUUCAUCUAACUACAUGCCUCAGCUCUUCUGGAAUGCGGGUUGCCAAAUGGUUGCACUUAAUUUUCAAACUGUGGACCUGGCUAUGCAAAUAAAUAUGGGGAUGUACGAAUACAAUGGGAAAAGUGGCUACAGAUUAAAGCCAGAGUUCAUGAGGAGACCUGACAAGCAUUUUGAUCCAUUCACCGAAGGCAUCGUGGAUGGGAUAGUAGCCAAUACUUUAUCUGUCAAGAUUAUAUCAGGUCAGUUUCUUUCUGAUAAGAAAGUCGGGACUUACGUGGAAGUGGAUAUGUUUGGUUUGCCUGUGGACACGAGGAGGAAGGCAUUUAAGACCAAAACAUCACAAGGAAAUGCUGUAAAUCCUGUCUGGGAAGAAGAGCCCAUUGUGUUCAAAAAGGUGGUUCUUCCUUCUCUGGCCUGUUUGAGGAUAGCAGUUUAUGAAGAAGGAGGUAAAUUCAUCGGUCACCGGAUCUUGCCAGUACAGGCAAUUCGGCCAGGCUAUCACUACAUCUGUCUGAGGAAUGAGAGGAACCAGCCUCUGAUGCUCCCAGCUGUCUUUGUCUACAUAGAGGUGAAAGACUAUGUCCCAGAUACAUAUGCAGAUGUGAUUGAAGCUUUGUCAAAUCCAAUACGAUAUGUGAAUCUGAUGGAGCAAAGAGCUAAACAAUUGGCUGCAUUGACACUGGAAGAUGAAGAAGAAGUAAAGAAAGAGACUGAUCCUGGGGAAACACCAUCGGAAGUUCCGAAUGAAGCCAGGACAACUCCAGCAGAAAACGGAGUGAAUCACACUACAUCCUUGGCACCCAAACCACCCUCCCAGGCUCUCCACAGCCAACCAGCUCCAGGUUCUGUAAAGGCACCUGCCAAAACAGAAGAUCUUAUUCAGAGUGUUUUAACAGAAGUGGAAGCCCAGACCAUCGAAGAGCUAAAGCAGCAGAAAUCAUUUGUGAAACUUCAAAAGAAGCACUACAAAGAAAUGAAAGACCUGGUUAAAAGACACCACAAGAAAACCACUGACCUAAUCAAAGAACACACUACAAAGUAUAAUGAGAUUCAGAAUGACUACUUGAGAAGGAGGGCAGCUUUGGAAAAGACAGCCAAAAAGGACAGUAAAAAAAAGUCAGAUCCCAGCAGUCCUGACCAUGGUUCAUCAACGAUUGAGCAAGAUCUUGCUGCCCUAGAUGCCGAAAUGACCCAAAAGUUAAUAGACUUGAAGGACAAACAACAGCAGCAGCUGCUUAAUCUUCGACAAGAGCAGUAUUAUAGUGAAAAAUACCAGAAGCGAGAACAUAUUAAACUGCUUAUUCAAAAAUUGACGGAUGUUGCUGAAGAAUGUCAGAACAAUCAGCUGAAGAAGCUCAAAGAAAUCUGUGAGAAAGAGAAGAAGGAAUUAAAGAAGAAAAUGGACAAAAAAAGGCAGGAGAAGAUAACAGAAGCUAAAUCCAAAGACAAAAGUCAAAUGGAAGAGGAAAAGACAGAGAUGAUCCGGUCAUACAUCCAAGAGGUGGUGCAGUACAUCAAGAGGUUAGAAGAGGCCCAAAGUAAACGGCAAGAAAAACUUGUAGAGAAACACAAGGAGAUACGUCAACAGAUCCUGGACGAAAAGCCCAAGCUGCAGAUGGACCUGGAGCAAGAGUACCAAGACAAGUUCAAAAGACUGCCCCUGGAGAUCUUGGAGUUCGUGCAGGAAGCCAUGAAAGGGAAGAUCAGCGAAGACAGCAAUCACAGUUCUGCCCCUCCCUCCCUGGCCUCGGAGCCUGGAAAAAUGAACCACAAGCCUCCCUCCAGUGAGGAGCUAGAAGGAGACAACCCAGGAAAAGAGUUUGAUACUCCUCUGUGAUUGUUCCUGCCAGGCCUUCAA